This is a messenger RNA of Diceros bicornis minor, 3927 nucleotides long. It is a transcript of the gene CDCA2, whose product is annotated as cell division cycle associated 2. Lineage: Eukaryota; Metazoa; Chordata; Mammalia; Perissodactyla; Rhinocerotidae. The transcript has 16 exons. The record is from RefSeq and is a predicted model, not a curated record. Gene Ontology annotation, biological process: regulation of mitotic nuclear division; regulation of chromosome segregation. Gene Ontology annotation, cellular component: nucleus; chromosome. The coding region runs from base 300 to 3479 and encodes 1059 amino acids.
AGAGCUGUGGGUUCGGCCGUUUCUCGAACUGUGCUCUGCUUAUCCUGCCCCACCGAGGUGGGGCUCCUCCUGCCACCUGAGCUGCUCACCCGCAGGCUGUUUAAAAUGCAGGUUCUGGGGCUCAGCCACACCUCCUGAAUUGGAAUUUCUGCGAGUCUAGAAAGCUGCGUGUUUCCCAGGGUGCGCGGAUGAUUCGGAUGUUCGCUGAGGUUGAAAAGCCGUGGCUUGUAGUAUGGGGUCUGCUUUGUUUCAUCCUGAACAGGUUUCCUCCGUUUCUCUCUUUAAUUUGAGCUCCAGAGAUGGAUACCAACUUCAAGGACAGCAAGCUCCCUGAAACCAAGGAGUCUGCUGUUAAUAAUGCUGAAAAUGCCUCUUUAGUUUUUGGAAAUGGGAACCUUGUAACUCCUCAGAAACACGCGCGCAAAGUGACUCCUAAUUGUUGCACACCGGAUAGUUUUAAAUCACCUUUGAACUUUUCCUCAGUAACUGUAGAGCGCUUGGGAAUUACACCUGACAGCUUUGUAAAGAACUCUUCUGGAAAGUCAUCAUCCUACCUUAAAAAAUCCAGACGACGCUCUACAGUCGGUGCCCGGGGCUCUCCUGAAACAAACCAUCUUAUUCGUUUCAUUGCUCAACAGCGGAAUUUAAAGAAUGCAGAAAAAUCUCCUUUGACACAGAAUUCCCCUUUUCAGAGAGAAAGUAUUUGGAGGAGAAGUCAAAGAGAAAUGGCUCUCCAUCUUUCGUCCACUGCUCUUGUUUCCUUCUUGAAUAUCUCAGCAACCACGUGGAUGAUCCAUCCAGCAUCCUGGUGGUCUCAGGGCAGCCCUGUACUAUAUCAAAAUGUUAAUUCUUUAAGAGAACGAAUAUCUGCUUUCCAAUCGGCUUUUCACUCCAUAAAGGAAAACGAGAAAAUGACUGACUGUCCUGAAUUCUCAGAGGCAGAAGGAGAGUUCAAGACAACAGGCUUGACCAAAAAGGAAAAUGUUGGUGAAUGUCAGCUCUCUGAGUUCCUUGCAAAGUCAUCGUCCAAACGUCGGAGAAUAUCCUCUCAGAGCACCUCUGAUGAAAAUCUAACUGGUACAGUUGGUCUCCAGAUAGUCAGUAUUGCUACUUCUUCCGAUGCAGGCAGAAUGUGCGCUGUUGAAACUUCUCUUGCAGAUCUCUCUGAGAAAUCUUCUGAAUCUGGUUUAACACAGUCUGGAUGGUUAGUUGAAGAGUCUGUUCCACUUCCAGAACUCACGGAGGAUUCAGGUGGAAUCAAGGUUGCUGACUGUGUAGAGGGCAGAGGAUCAUGCGAUGCUGUUUCACUUGACAAAUUUACACAAGUGAGCACAGAUACAGCUCCUGAAGUCAGGUCACCGGUCAUUGCACUGUGCAGAAGGGACAGUCCGUCCUCUGAGACCAUCGUUCUGCGUUCUGUGCUGAAGAAACCUUCUCUUAAGCUAUGUCUAGAAAGCCUCCAGGAGCACUGUGACAACCUUUGUGACGAUGGGACACAUCCAAGUUUAAUCUCAAAUCUUACAAACUGUUGUAAAGAACGAAAAGCAGAAGGUGAAGAAAAUUGUAAAGUAUCGGCCUGUCUAAAUAUGAGGAAGAGGAAGAGAGUUACUUUUGGAGAGGAGCUAAGCCCUGAAGUGUUUGACGAAUCUUUGCCGGCAAAUACACCAUUGCGUAAAGGAGGAACGCCUGUUCGUAAAAAGGAUUCAAGUGAUGUCAGUCCCCUGCUACUGGAGCAGUCCCCAGUUCCUGAGCGGUUACCGCAGCCAAAUUUUGAUGACAAGGGGGAGAAUCUUGAAAACAUAGAACCUCUUCCUGUAUCGUUUGCAGUUCUGAGUCCUCUUAAGUCUUCAAUCUCUGAGACUCUUUCAGGCACUGAUACCUUUAGCUCUUCAAAGAACCACGAGAAAAUAUCCUCCCAUGGAGUUGGUAGAAUAACACGGACCUCUAACAGAAGAAGCCAAUUGCUUAGUUUUGCAGAAGAGAGUGUUUGCAGCUUAUUUAAUACAGAAGCUCAGCCUUGUAAAGAAAAGAAAAUAAAUAGGAGGAAGUCUCAGGGAAGCAAGCGCACAGACAGAGGACUUCCUAAAAAGAAUCAAGUUUUAAAAAGUUGCAGAAAGAAGAAAGGAAAGGGAAAGAAAAGUGUUCAGAAGUCUUUAUAUGGGGAAAGAGAGAUUGCUUCUAAGAAGCCGCUCCUAAGUCCUAUUCUAGAGCUGCCGGAGGUCUCUGAGAUGACGCCUUCGGGUCCAAGCGUCCGGAGGAUGUGCCGAGAUGAUUUCAACUCAAAUGGUGAACUUGAAGAAGUGAAGCUUGCUAAAAGAAAGACUCUCUUGCUUCAGAACCCAGAAGAUUUCCAGAUGAAUCAACGCUUUAAUAAGUACCAUGUAUCUGAAUUCUGCAGCUCUUACAUAAAAAGUUCUUCAUUGCUUGUUAAUGCUACUUUUGAUCAAGAUUCAGAUAUAAAUACUCCAGAAAUUAAUGACAAUAAAAAUAUUUCAAAAGCAGAAAUAAAGUUGGAAAGUCAAAAUGAACGAAAAACUGGGACUGAGAAUGGAAAUAGUCAUGUUUCUUAUGCUUCUGUGACUGAAAAACCCAUUGUAUCAGAUAAUCCAAAGCCUGAUUUUAUCCUGCAGUCCCAAGAAUUUUCUGCUUCUGGUCAAAAUGUGGAAAACCCUUUUCGAAUAUUUAAAAUUUUAGAAGAUAUAAACAUAAAGUGUGAAAAACCAGAUGAUUUCUUAGUAGCUACGGAAGGAAAACUGCAGACCAAGCAUUUAAUGUCUGACUUACAAAAAGAAUGUGAUUGUUCAGAAGAUGUCUUAAUUGACAUUACAAAAGAAAGUAAAAAUCAAAGUGAGGAUUUGGGAAGAAACUCCGCAGAAAGCAGUGGUGUGAAUUGUAGAGCAAGGAAACAGAGAAGACACUCCAUGUAUUAUUCUGAUGGUCAAAGUUUACAUUUGGAAAAAAAUGGAAGUCACAAAGCGUCCUGCAGUAUGAGCAGCUCUGCAGAAAUUAGUUUAGGAAAUUCUGAACUGUAUAAAGAUUUAUCUAACUCCAUAGAGCAAACCUUUCAGAGAACAAAUAGUGAAACAAAAGUAAGACGCAGCACAAGGCUCCAGAAGGAUGUGGAAAAUGAAGGGCUUGUGUGGAUUUCACUUCCAUUUCCUUCCAUCUCCUGCACUUCUCAGAGAACCAAAAGGAGAACAAUAUGUACAGUUGAUAGCAGAGGAUUUGAAAGUGUGUCCUUCAGACAGAAACCGUGUACGCCGCCCUCCACAUCAGGUAGAGAAAACAGUGAGGGCUUUGCUGCCAGUUCUCCUUUACCUGGGAAGAGGAGGAAAAGCUUUUGUACAUCUACACUUGCAAAUACUGAAAGCACUACUCGGUCAAAAUGCUACAAAAGAAGAUCCUUCCUCCGGCAGAAGGAAGAAAGCCCUCUAAAUGACGUGGAGAGAAGUGGACAUACUGGAGCACUAAAGCAGUAGCUGACACUUCCUGCAGAGCAUCUGGCAAGAGGGAAGGUACCGUCCAUGCUUAAAAGAUUCUUUCAUUCUGCUUCCCGUCCUCUGUUCAACUUCAGUGUUUUAAAAGUUUCAAAUAAAUAAAAUCAUUUGAGUUGAACCUACUCUUAAGCAGAAAUAAGUGAAUUUCUUCAUUCAAAAAGAAAACAUUCUAUUGAAUAUGUUCCCCCCCAAAUGGUAAAUGUUUUAUUAGUAUUUUGCUAAAAGGAAUUUUUAGACCCAACAAACGUCUCUUAAGUUUUAUUUCAUGCUAGUAUACAUGUACCACUAACGGUUUAGAGUCUGUUGUAAAAAAACAGCUUUUAGAAUUGACUUGUUCUAUCUGGAUGAGAAGAGGUUUUUUUUUUUAAAAAAAGACAAAUUAAUAGAAUUAAUGUACAUUGAAAAAUGUUAAAGUGGGGUGAGAUGUAUU